AUGAGCGAUGAUCGCCAGCAACCGAGGGAGCUGUUAAGGGGUACCAAUGGAUGGUACUUCUUGGGGAUGAACAAGCAUGCCGAUGCAGCAGCGGCUGGUGUGCCCGAAGGCGAUGAACCCAUGGACGGUGGUGCUGGACGGUCGGCUGAUACAGACAACGACGACAUGGAAGAACGGGAGGUCGAAGGCGCUGUCCAGGACGCGCGGUUCCAAACUAUCGAUCAGGAUAGUUCUGUGCUGGCCACGCCCCUGGCGGCAUCGUCGCCGCCCCGGUUGGCCCCAUUGACACCAGACCAGCGUGUGGAUAAAUUGAGAUCCUUGAUCGAGCAAGUCCAGCAGACGUUGCCCGAGGGAGCGAAGGAUCAGAUAUUGACCAGAAGUAUACAGAGCGGGACCCAGGUAUCACCAUCUGCUGCAGUGAAGACUACGUCUGCCAACAAUGGCGAUCCCGUUGACCAGGACGGCGAUGAUGAGGAAGAUGACGAAGUGGUUCGUACUAAGGGUGUGAAGCGGGGUCCGCGUGAUCACAAUAUGUUCAACCGGUAUUUCCGUGACUGGCUGAAAGCCAAGAAUGUGCCGCUGAAAUACGAACGAGUCAAACCAAUCUCGGCAACCCUAUUCACGGUCCAAUCGUGGCUGAAUGGUCAUGGGCCAGGGCCUGAUACGUCUCACCCGCUCCUCGAUUGGGAUACUCCAAUGAGUGAAGCGUGGAACAGUGAGACGAUUGUCGUACUUUCUAACGCCUUCCUCGGGGAGAUCGCGGUGAACAUGCACCUUCCGCUCACAGUCAGGGACUGCCCAGCCCGUCCGGCUGUAUAUGUCAACCUAACCAAGAAGCUACAGAAGGUGCAGACGGAUUACAACAAGCACCGGCUGCUUACUGCCGAAGCUUACGUUGAAGAGAAAAGCAAACUCAAGGCGGAGACUAGGCGCAAUGUCCGGCGAAAUGGGACAUACGAGCGUCGGCAGCGCAUCGUUCGCCUCAACUUCGAGACCGACCCCGAUUUAUGGAAGGAGGUUGCGAAGGUCGUCGACCUCCUCAAUGUCGGCGCGAUGAGUUCCGAUCAUACGGACGAUGGCUCUACCCCCAAGAGGAAAACCGUUACGCGCGCGCGAACCCCUUGGCGUGCAGCGGAAGUAGCAGACCUGAUGCAAGCAUUGGAAAGCUAUCCGGUGGGGGGUUCGGCAGCGGGCAACAAGCCCUACCUCAGGACGUUCGAUCUUCUCAAGGCGCCGAUUUCGGGUCGCAAGGUGAUCCCCAAGUUGCCCAUUAAUUUCUACGACCGUCAUUGGUAUGCAGCCCAAGGUCAGGCGGUGAAGCAUACACUUGCUGUAGGCAGGCCAGUCUAUAUUCCGGGCCUCCCACUCCAUGCGCUGCAGACACAAGCGCACCCAUCGGCGACCAGCUCGACUACGAAGGCUAGGCGGUCCAUCAGUAUUCAUGAUCGCCCCAUACAAAUUAGCGAGCCUCUCAUGGGAUGGCGCUUGAGCGCAUGCCUCGCAACCAGCCUCAGCCAGCCGCUCGGCCUGGGCCAGCCCAUCUGUCUCGUGGUGGCAGACAAUAACCGCACAUAUUACGGUCGCCUCGCUCAAAUCUGUGCCGUAGGCGCGUCGAAAGUUCUCUUCCGCGUUGUGUCCGACCUCGGUGACUCCUACCUCCUCGUAUGUGAGGAGGCAGCGUGCGAGCUACCUCUAGCCGCGAAGAUGCGGAAGUGGUUUAUGCCCUCGAAGUGGCUAGCCAUCUUCCAGUUCCACACCGAUGUCCAAUAUGCCGACGUCUCACCACUCCGUCCGUACUAUCAUCGCCCGCCUGCUCCGAAGCCGUCGUUCGUAACGUUGAUGUGGAGUUCAACGGAAGACUGGGUGCACGCAGUGUAA
Fomitopsis serialis is the source of this 1878-nucleotide messenger RNA. RefSeq lists its product as uncharacterized. The coding region runs from base 1 to 1878 and encodes 625 amino acids. The transcript is spliced from 11 exons. The record is from RefSeq and is a predicted model, not a curated record. Lineage: Eukaryota; Fungi; Basidiomycota; Agaricomycetes; Polyporales; Fomitopsidaceae.